AUGAGUGAAUAUAAGUGGGAGGUUGGUACAUAUUUCGCUGAGAAGGCAGAAUUUGUGGAAGCCAUUAGAAUGUAUGCUUUGGAAAAUGGGAGAUGUCUGAAAAUUUUUAAAUGUGAUAAAAGAAGAAUUAGAGUAAAAUGUGUUGGUGCAAAUGGAAAAUAUGUGUGGUAUGCAUACUGUGGGUAUAUGAAAUCAGUGAACACGUGGCAAUUGAGGAAAAUCAUUGAUCAGCACACCUGCAGUAGAGAAUUUAAUAUUCGUUUAAUUAAUUCUAAAUGGCUAAGUAAGAGAUUGGAGAAGACAGUUAGAUCUAAUCCAAAUACCAAGACUGUGGACAUUCGAGAAAAGGUUAGCAGGAAAUAUAACAUAGGUAUUUCUAUGUGUAUGGCUUAUAGGGCAAAGGCAAUGGCCAUAAAGAAUGUUGAUGGGUCAUUUGUAGAACAAUACAAGAGGUUGUAUGAUUAUGCACAUGAACUUCUUAGAACUAAUCAUAUAUCAACAAUCAAACUAAAGGUCCAUGAGAAUGAAGGUCAACCUAUCUUCCAAAGGUUUUAUGCAUGUUUCAAAGCAUGCAAAGACAGUUUCAUGUCGUGCAGACCUAUAAUUGGACUAGAUGGAUGCUUUUUAAAAGGGAAUUAUGGAGGAGACUUAUUAACUGUUGUUGGAAGAGAUGGAAACGAUCAAAUGUUACGUAUUGCUUAUGCUGUCGUGGAGGUCAAAAAUAAGGAUUCUUGGACCUGGUUUUUGGAGCUCCUUAUUGAAGACAUCGGUGGAAUACAAUUAUGUACAGGAUGUACUUGGAUUUUAGACCAACAAAAGGUACAAUCAUAUGUUCAAUAA
Molecule: messenger RNA, 840 nt
Organism: Vigna unguiculata (cowpea)
Lineage: Eukaryota; Viridiplantae; Streptophyta; Magnoliopsida; Fabales; Fabaceae
Source: RefSeq, a predicted model, not a curated record